Molecule: messenger RNA, 2247 nt
Organism: Penaeus indicus
Lineage: Eukaryota; Metazoa; Arthropoda; Malacostraca; Decapoda; Penaeidae
Product: agrin-like
Exons: 16
Coding region: 214-2091 (625 amino acids)
Molecular function (GO): protein binding
Source: RefSeq, a predicted model, not a curated record
CACUCAAAGUAAUCUAUUCCGUAAACCUUAUCUAAUCUCAUCACCAAACGUCUUUUUUUUCUUAUCUUUUCUUUUCUUAUUUUAACGACUUUUUUUUUGCGAUCUGCCAGGAAGCUGUGACGCAUCGACGGUGACGGUGGCGGUGACGAGUCUUGUGUGACGUCACGCAGCAGUGGGUGCACGAACGACCGAGGACACUAAAGAGGCAUAAAGAUGACACAGCCAUACCUUCUCGUUCUUGUUGCAUGCACGGUGUCCAUGCUCUCGGCGCCUGCAUGGGCUAUCCUCCUAGGUCGAACGCUGACUGGAGCCUGUGCGAAGACCUGUGACUAUGAAUACGAACCUCUGUGUGCCAAUAACGGCUUCACGUAUCCCAACUUCUGCCUGUAUUCCGUCGAGGCUUGUAAGAACUCGUCCCUCGCCAUCGUCAGGAACCGACCUUGUACUCUGCCAGACCCUUGCCUCUACGUAUGCCCGAGAGACAGCGACCCUGUGUGUGGAAAUAACGGCCUUACGUAUCCCAACCCUUGCGUCCUCAUGUUCAACGCUUGCUUCUAUGCGAGUCAGGGUAUAAGACCGCGGCAUAAGGGAGCGUGUGUCGUGGACCACAACCGCCAGAUCCGACCGCCGUGUCCCAAAUUCUGCACCCGAAUCUACGAGCCCGUGUGUGGGAGCGACGGAAGGACUUACGCCAACGCCUGUCGUCUGGAGUCCGUGACCUGUCGUGACCCGUUCAUUGUGAAGGAGAAAGAUGGCGUGUGUGACCAGGAAGUCCCCCCUCCCCCCACACCCCCACGAUGCCCCGUCGGUUGCACCCGCGAGUACCUUCCUGUGUGUGCGAGCGACGGCAGGACAUACAAUAACAUGUGUCUCCUUAAUAUGACAGCGUGUAGGGACCCGAACGUGUUUGUUGUCUCAGCAGGACCUUGUGAAAAUUCUGAAGAAGGCCAGACCGUCCCCAGAUCUCCCCAGUGUCCUCAAGGAUGCACUCGCGAGUACCUCCCUGUCUGCGCGAGUGACGGCAGGACGUACAAUAACAUGUGUCUCUUCGAUAUGGCUGCCUGCAAAGACCCGUCGUUGAAGGUCGUAUUCGAGGGACGCUGUGAUGAAGAGUCGGACUCAUGCAACGAAAUCUGCCCCUUUGACUUCUCCCCCGUGUGUGGAAAUGACGGAAUCACGUACACUAACGAGUGCACGCUCCAGUUAGCGAUAUGUAGGGACCCUUCUAUCAAACCUGCCUUCCUCGGACCGUGCUUCUCUAAUCGGUUCACAGAACUUGAAAACCUGACGGACCCAGUAGUCCUUCAAGCGCGAAACACUCGAUGCAGCGCAGGAGUUCAUUGGCGAACGCUCGAGGGCAAGGCAGUAUUUCCUCUCACUGGAGACAUUGGAGGCCACAGGAGCGUGUCGAGUGGCUCGGCUGAAUGGCAAUCAGGACUUGCGCCGAUCCUUGCUCCGCAGGGCUCGGGCACUGCCGAGAAGGGACAAGGAACACGCUCUAAGUUCUCGAGCGUUCAGGGCAUGUUGCUGAAUCCUUGGGCUGAUUUCAGUUCUACACACAAAAUGAUUUACACGUUAAUAGCAGUUUUGAUGGCAAUGGCAACUGAGGCGAGGAGUCAACUGGCAACAGGAUACCUUCCCCCACCGGCCUGCCCCCAAAACUGCAUCGAAAUAUACGACCCCGUGUGUGGUAGUGACGGGCAAACGUACUCAAACGACUGCACACUUAGGGUGGCCGCUUGCAAUAAUCCUGCUCUGACGAAGAUAAGCAAUGGAGAGUGUGCACCCCAGCAACCCCAGUGCCCUGAUGUCUGUCCCCUGAACUUCCUUCCCGUCUGUGGCAGCGACGGCGUCACGUACCCCAACCAGUGUUCCCUCGACAUCGCCAGCUGCAACGACCCUUCCAUCUUCAAGCAGUUCGACGGUCCUUGUGAAUCGCCUCAGGAACCCCAGUGUUCUGAAGCCUGUCCGUUCAACUACCUCCCUGUGUGUGGCAGUGACGGUGUUACGUACCCGAACCAAUGCUCUCUGGACGUUGCAAUUUGCAAGAACCCCUCCAUUUACAAGGCCUUUGACGGCACUUGUGAAUAGAAUCUCUGGUGGAGUGAAGUAUUGUUUUGGAGCUAAGAUAAAUUGUUGCCAAAAAUAUCCACAUUCGCUUCGCAUCUGCAAUAAUCAAAUCGACGUAUCUUUUCGACAAAUGAAUGAUCAGUCAUAUUGUUCAGCAUUAAAAAGUGUCAUAACAAA